ACGAGGACUUUAAACUUCAUCUUCGCCGGUGCGGCCAUCUUCUCUGACUGACGCUGAUGCUCAUCGUUUAAACGUUAAACUUUCAGGUUGUUUCUGUACUUUUUGCAACACAUAUAUAGAUCAUCAAGUGGGAACAAUGACAAACUCAACAGCAGAUGACAGACUCAGUAGGUUGCCGAACGGCCUCAUCGAUCAUAUCCUUUCUUUCAUGGACAUGAAAUAUGUAGUCCAGACCAGUGUUUUGUCUAACAGAUGGACCGAUGUGUGGAAAAAUAUCCCCACUCUGAAGUUCAACUCGUAUAAAUUCCUCACUCGUGGAAAUGACGAUAGGCGGAUUCAGGUCGAGAGCUUUGCAAAUUUCAUUAAUGAGGUAUUUAUUCUUAGAGGUGAUUCGUCCAUACACAAGUUUCAACUAGAUUGGAAUGAGGAAAGAAGUGGUACACAUGAAAUUCUUCCACUUUCGAAACUUUUGAAUACAUGGAUCAUUGCUGCUGUUAGGCUUCAUGUUCACCACUUAUCGAUCAAAAUCAAUUAUACUAAUGCUAGUAUGACAACACUAAGGCUUCCUCAUUGUCUCCUCAAAAUUGGUCUUAAGUCUUCAGCGGGAUUAUACAGAGAUUAGUCUUCCCAAUUCAAUGAGCUUACCGCGGCUCGAAUUUUUAUCGCUUACUAGGUUUUAUGUUGGAGAUGUAAACUUACUUAAUGAGCUAAUCUCGAGCUGUCCAGUUCUUGAAUCACUUAUGUUGGCAGAUAUUUUUGUGGGCAUGGGCGAUCAUGUGAAUCUCAAUAUUGAGUCUCGUAGUCUGAAGCACUUUUAUGUGCACAGCAGGGGUCAUGGUAUACACCAUCCACGCCAUAAUAUGGCAAACAUGAUCAAAUUAUCCACUCCAAAUCUCACAUCUCUGAUUUGCCAUGAUAACAUGAUACAAGAGUAUUUGCUAGAGAACCUUUCUUCUCUUGUCACUGCUAAAAUUAAGAUGAUAGGGAUUUUGAUUAUGCAUACGAAUUAAGAUAUUUGGAGCGCUCUGAAGAAGAGAAGGAAGAAUUGUAUCCCAAGCGUAUGAUGAAAAUGCUUAGAGCACUUCAUAACGUGGAAAAGUUGACAGUAUCAGCCAGUUUCGUUCAGAUUCUCUCAAAGGCGCCGGAUUUAACACCGUGUCACCCCCUUCAAUUUCGUAAUCUACAAUGGUUGAAGAUGACAACCUGUCUUACAAGAGGCUGCUUGGCUGCAAUAACAUACUUACUCAAGAUCUCUCCUAAUCUAGAAUCUCUAAUUCUUAUGUCGAAGGAGAGAAGAAUAACAGAUGUUGACGAUGACUGGGAAGCAAGAUUGUCGUUGCCGUGCACUUUGUCCCACCUCAAGUUUGUUAAGAUUAAAUCACUCCAAGGAUGCGAUAAUGAAUUCAAGUUUGUGGAGUUUCGGUGGAAGAAUGGUGUGGUGUUGGAGGAAAUGGUUUUGUGGUUCAGCGAUUUUCCAAGAAAAUUUAGCUCCCCUGAACAAGCAGACAUAGCGAAGAAGUUCAGUAAGAAGCUAAGAGCAGUUCCAAGAGCUUCUUAAAAUCUGAAAACUACUAUGAAUGUUGGUAUUACUCGUUGGAUAGGCCAAGAAGUGAAGUAGGUGUGUUUCUGAAGCUAUCAAAGGUGAUAGGUUUUAUGGAUUUCGUAAGUAGGGAACUCAUGCUUCGUGACAAUUCUGAUAUUCAAACUCUUUCUGUGUCUUGGCUUGAUUACCUACUUGUUUAUGGGUGAAAACUAUCUGCCGGUUUUGGUAAUUUGGGGUGUGUGG
Papaver somniferum (opium poppy) is the source of this 1786-nucleotide messenger RNA. RefSeq names its product F-box/FBD/LRR-repeat protein At5g53840-like. Bases 1061 to 1558 code for a protein of 165 amino acids. The record is from RefSeq and is a predicted model, not a curated record. The transcript is spliced from 4 exons. NCBI's taxonomy places the organism in Eukaryota, Viridiplantae, Streptophyta, Magnoliopsida, Ranunculales, Papaveraceae.